Drosophila navojoa is the source of this 881-nucleotide messenger RNA. It is a transcript of the gene RNASEK, whose product is annotated as Ribonuclease kappa. Gene Ontology annotation, molecular function: RNA endonuclease activity. Gene Ontology annotation, biological process: nucleic acid metabolic process. Lineage: Eukaryota; Metazoa; Arthropoda; Insecta; Diptera; Drosophilidae. The record is from RefSeq and is a predicted model, not a curated record.
CACCACAAACUGUCACAUGAUUUUCACCUGACAUUUGCUAGCUUCUGCGAAAAAAGUCUAUCGACGCGAAUUCCAAUUUAAAAGGAACUUAUUUACAUCAACCCGUCGAGCAGCGUUUAACGAAGCUAGCAAAAUGAAAAUUUGUGGUCCGAAAUGCUCCCUAUGCGGAUUGAUUAUCUCCGUUUGGGGCAUUGUGCAGUUGGUGCUCAUGGGUCUGUUCUUUUACAUACACAGUGUGGCACUAAUUGAGGAUUUGCCACUAGCUGAGGAGUACAAAACCUUGGAUGAAUUCUAUACGGCAGCGAAUGCUGCAUACAAUCAGAAUGCCUACAACUGCUGGAUUGCGGCGUGCAUUUACGUCUUGACUCUGCUGCUCUCUGCGCAACAAUUUUACAUGAACAGCAGAGUGACUGCCAACUAAAAUCUGUGCUUCAACUUCAAAAUCAAUGUUGCUUGGCGUGAGUGCGAUGCAACAAUCCAUUAAAGAAAAGAAACAUCAAGAACUACAACAAAAUGUAACUUGUGUGCAAUCGGCGUUGCUGCUGAUCGCAUCUAAUCACAAUUAGUAUUGAAAUGUUUUCAUGUUGAAGAAAUUUGUUUAUUUACUGUAUAAUAUCCCCAAAGUUUUUGUUGCUAAAGUUUAAAUUGAAUUGAAUAUGAUAAUAUUUAAGUCAAAUGUAUGUAUAAAUAUGUACGUAAUACAAUUGUUUUGUUCAUAAUAAUCACACAUUCCUUUCUUAGUUCUACUCUCUCGCUGUAUCGGUCCAAACGUGUAAAGCAAAAGCAACAAUUUUGUAUCAUCUAGUUCCGCCGUUAGUUAAAACAAUCUCAGAGUCAAUCUGUAUCCAUACUGUACGUCAGCUAAAUCAAUUGUAAAAAAA